GUUGCUUACAAACCGCCAACAAACGAGAAAGAAGAAGAAGACUAGUUCGCCUGUAGCCAACAGACAUUGAAUAAUCGCAUUUCUUUUCAUUGUACAAUUACGUACAUAUUAUGAUUAUACUAGCUAAGGCCUUGAUAAAAACUCGCAGCUUAAUCAGGGAGAAUAUUAAAACCCGUUCUAAAAUAGAGUUGUUUGCUAACGUUAGCUUAGCUAGCAGCUGCUAGCUUCAAUGGCAGCCUCCACUACUCCUCUUGUCUCUACUUCUACAUUAAGUCAGAAGCAGCGAAGAGUUGCACAGAGGAAGGAGAGAAGAAGACGCAAACGACAAGCUCUUGCUCAAGCCAGAGAAUGUGAAUUGAAAAAUGACGCUGAAGAAGAGGGUGAGGUGAAUGAAGGAGAUAGUGAGGGGGACAAGGCUGCUGAGGAUGAAAGACAGCGACAACAUGAAGAGUGGCUGGAAAGAGAGAGGCUGGCUCAGGAGGAAUUCAGGCUGAGGACAGAGAGGGAGGAAGCUGCAAGGAAAAGAAAAGAGGAGGAGGAGCGAAUGAUAAGGGAGGAAUGGGAGGCCCAACAGAGGAGAGAAGAAGAGGAAAAGGAGCAGAAGCAGCGGGAGAAGCGCGACAGAGAGGAGGCCGUUCAGAAAAGGUUGGAUGAAGCCGAGAAUCAGCUGGAAAAUGGAGGACCGUGGAUGAAUCCCGAGGCUCCGGCAAUGACGAACUCGGAAAACUUCGGAACAGAGCGAGACGUUGCCAACUGCCCUUUUUUCCUGAAGACGGGAGCAUGCCGAUUUGGAGACAGGUGUUCUCGGAAGCACAUCUAUCCGACUUCCAGCCCGACCCUGCUGGUCCGCGGUAUGUUCAAGACGUUUGGGAUGGAGGAGUCGCGGCGGGACGAUUACGACAUGGAUGCCUGUUUGGAGCACAGCGAGGAGGAGCUGCUGGAGUCUUUCCUCGAGUUUUACCACGACGUUCUGCCGGAGUUCAAGAGCAUCGGCAAAGUGGUGCAGUUCAAGGUCUGCUGCAAUCAUGAACCACAUCUGAGAGGGAAUGUUUACGUUCAGUUUGACACAGAGGAGCUGUGCAAAGAGGCCUUUGUGAAGUUCAAUGGGAGGUGGUAUGCAGGCCGGCAGCUUCAGUGUGAGAUCUGUCCUGUUACACGGUGGAAGAACGCCAUAUGUGGACUGUUUGACAGACAGAAGUGCCCUAAAGGCAAAAACUGUAACUUUCUGCACGUAUUUCGAAACCCGAGCAACGAAUUCUGGGAGGCCGACAGGGACCUCCAGAUGUCCCCCGAUCGCAGCAUCAGGGGGAGUCGCAGGGCCGAGUGGCAUUCGGAGCGCCACAGGGAGCGACCGUGGAGGCAGCGCCGCUGCAGCCGGAGCCCGGCAAGAUCAGAGCGAUCCCACAGACGGUGGGAGGACGACCGGGAGAGGAGCAGGAGCAGAGAGAGGAGGACGUCCCACCAGCGCAGAGAAGACAGGUGGUCUUCUAGAUCGCGACACAGCGACAGGAGGACGGACCGGCGCCGGAGCAGGAGUAGGAGCAAGAGUAGGGACAGAUCAAGGAGCAGAAGCAGAGACAGAGAGCAGCGUAGAGAUAAAGAGGGGGAGAAUAAAUACAGAGACAGAGGUGAUGUCGGCGAACCUCAAAGAGAAACGAGGGAGAGAUCAAGAAGCACAAGUAGAGAAAGAAAGAGACACAAAGAAAGCAGAGAAAGAAGCCCAAAGAUAUCAGAGAAAAGUCUUUCUGAUGGUACAAAACCCCACCGUCAUCACAAACGCUCCAAAAAAAGCAAGAAGAGCAAAAAGAAACACAAAAAGAAAAGGCUCUCAUCUGAAAAGACACAUUCCUCCACGGAAUCUGGAAGUGAGAAAGACUCAGAAGAAGAGACUUCAACACAAAGUCUGAGUGGAGGCCUUAAAGAAGAAGAAGAGGGAACUCAGGAAAAAUGUGCUGGUCAGAACGAUUUGGAUUCGGAGGUGAAAAUCGAGGCCUCUGCUGAAAUCAAGACUGAACCGACAGAAAACGGGGACAUUUCUUAAUUUCGUCUUUAAAAUCAGUCAUUCACUGCUAGCAUCAUCAGAAUAAGUAGUGUAAACAUCAAUACCGUAAACAUUUCAUGGAUGCUUCAUGGAUUAAGUAAUAUCUUUCUGGUGAAGGCUUUUUACAGACUCUGUGUUGUUCAGAUUAUGUUAUGAAAUGGUCAAAUAUAUUUCAUAACACAAUUCAGACAGCUUUUUAAGCGCGGCUUAGCUCGUAGACACGUGAAUAACUUGGAUACAUUUUAAAAUAAAUGCUUGGUAUUGGGAUUUGAAGCACUUCCUGGCUCUUCAGUAGAAAGAAAAACAUCAGAAUUGGUUGUCCUUGAAUACAUUUAUUGUUUCAGAUUUAAGAAAAACUGUUGGCAGUGUUAAAUAUAAAACAAGUCAUUCAGCUCAAAUCAAGGAUGGUUUUGUUCAAAUAAUGGGGUUGAGACUGCAGAAAAGAAACACGCAUUGGCUAAGAUGAGCAUCCAUCUUGUUCUUCUGCAUUAAACACCUGUUUGGAUAUCUUUGCAUCUCGUAUGCUCAUAAUUACUAUUCCACAAAGUUUACGUAGUUGUGAGAUAGGAAUAUAAAAUACAGUCAUCUGUAAUCAAAUAGUGCCCACAUACUUUGUUAGAGGUCCCUUUUUUAUGGCAUUCUCUUUUAGACGCCAUUAAGAAGGUUAAACACAGUGUUCUUUGGUCACAGGUGAGUCGAAGAACGAACCAAACCUUUUAUCAGUGGUUAUGAAGCUGUUAUUUUUAAGUCACUAUCCUGUCCUGAAGACUUGGAGAAGAGACCCAGUGAAGAUUGAUC
Molecule: messenger RNA, 2839 nt
Organism: Poecilia latipinna (sailfin molly)
Lineage: Eukaryota; Metazoa; Chordata; Actinopteri; Cyprinodontiformes; Poeciliidae
Gene: zrsr2
Product: zinc finger (CCCH type), RNA-binding motif and serine/arginine rich 2
Exons: 11
Coding region: 230-2041 (603 amino acids)
Biological process (GO): mRNA splicing, via spliceosome
Cellular component (GO): U2AF complex
Molecular function (GO): metal ion binding; RNA binding
Source: RefSeq, a predicted model, not a curated record